Messenger RNA from Fonsecaea nubica, 330 nucleotides. RefSeq lists its product as hypothetical. NCBI's taxonomy places the organism in Eukaryota, Fungi, Ascomycota, Eurotiomycetes, Chaetothyriales, Herpotrichiellaceae. Bases 1 to 330 code for a protein of 109 amino acids. The transcript is spliced from 2 exons. The record is from RefSeq and is a predicted model, not a curated record.
AUGGCCAAAGCAGGCAACCUCAUUGCCCUCAUCAUCCUGAUUGUCAUCGUUGCCGUUGUCGCAGCCAUCGGAUUUGUGGCCUACUCAAUCGCUCAUGAUGUCGGACACAAGACGCGGCAAAAACUGGAGAGGAAGAACGUUUCAUUCAGUCGUGACGGGAUGAAAGUCGGGGUGAAAGAAGUGACACGGGAACAACAGGAGGAUGCGGCGCAGAGUGUUUUGACAAAAGUCUGGAACAACUCGUCUCAAUCUCCGGCGCUAGGAUCGGGACAGGGAAGCAAGACGCCUUCGGGGACGCCUGGAGCGGAGAAGAGGAACCCGUACGUGUGA